Molecule: messenger RNA, 1357 nt
Organism: Varanus komodoensis (Komodo dragon)
Lineage: Eukaryota; Metazoa; Chordata; Lepidosauria; Squamata; Varanidae
Gene: AADAC
Product: arylacetamide deacetylase
Exons: 5
Coding region: 1-1212 (403 amino acids)
Cellular component (GO): membrane
Molecular function (GO): carboxylic ester hydrolase activity
Source: RefSeq, a predicted model, not a curated record
AUGGGAGGCAAAUCGCUGUGCCUCCUGAUUGCCGUUGUGUUGAUUGCAUACUACCUUUACAGCCCCAUUCCAGAGAAUGUGGAGGACCGCUGGAAAUUGAUGUUCAUCAGUGCUGCCUUUCGAACUGUAGGACAUGUGGCUACGUUAGCUGAGAAUUUGGGUCUUGCGCACCACAUGGAGAUUCUGAUGAUGAUCACAAGCAUGGAAUUAACAGCACCAGUAUCUGAUGAAAAGGUCACUGUGAUGGACACAGAAUUUAAUGGUGUUCCAGUUCGUCUGUACCUCCCUAAAGGGCAGCCUGAUUCCUUGAGAAGAGCAGUCAUUUAUAUUCAUGGGGGUGGAUGGUGUGUAGGAGGGUCAGCCAUGGAACCCUAUGAUGUCCUGUCGAGAUGGACUUCAGAAAGACUAAAUGCUGUCAUCAUAUCAGUCGAGUACAGACUGGCACCGAAGUAUCAUUUUCCAGUUCAGUUUGAAGAUGUGAAAACAGUGGCAAAGUACUUCCUUCAAAGCAGUGUUCUCAAACAAUACAAUGUAGACCCAAGCAGGGUCUGCAUUGCGGGAGACAGUUCAGGAGGGAACCUAGCUGCAGCUGUAGCACAGCAGCUUCUGGAUGAGCCUGAUGUCAAAGUUAAAUUCAAGAUCCAAGUAUUAUUUUAUCCAGCUCUUCAGACCAUUGAUCUGGAUUUGCCAUCCUAUCAAGAUAAUGAAAACAUGCCAAUUCUGCCUAAAUCAUUAAUGCUCAGAUUCUUCAGUGAAUACUUUACAACUGACAUUGCUCUAAACAAAGCAAUGGAAGCUAACCAACAUGUUCCUCCGGAACAAAGUCAUUUGUUCAAGUUUGUAAACUGGAGUAACUGGCUACCGGAACAGUUUAAAAAAGGUCAUGUUUAUACCAGUCCGAAACAUGGAAAUUCUGAACUUGGACAGAAGUACCCUGGGUUCCUGGAUCCAAGAGCAGCACCACUAUUAGCUGACGACAUCAAGUUGCGUGGCUUACCGCUCACAUACAUUGUCACAUGUCAAUAUGAUGUCUUGAGGGAUGAUGGACUCAUGUAUGUCUCACGACUUCGGAAAGUUGGAGUUCCAGUAGUACAUGACCAUGUUGAGAAUGCUGUUCAUGGUGCUCUGAUGUUUAUUACAAGUCCAUUUAUCCUAAAUAUGGGACAGAGGAUGACCAACAACUACAUUGAUUGGCUGGAUAAGAACUUAUAAAGGAAACAAUAUCUAUAGAAUGUCACUGGAUUCUGCUCAUUUGGACUGGGUUUUAUAUGGUUUUGCAGGAAGAAAUUAUCUUUUGGAUGAGUUGUUUUGAUAUUGUAAUUCUGUGGAUAUUACAGUUCAUAUACAAUCAUUUGGA